This is a messenger RNA of Drechmeria coniospora, 1179 nucleotides long. RefSeq names its product subtilisin-like protease. The record is from RefSeq and is a predicted model, not a curated record. Bases 1 to 1179 code for a protein of 392 amino acids. Gene Ontology annotation, biological process: proteolysis. The transcript has 3 exons. Gene Ontology annotation, molecular function: serine-type endopeptidase activity. Lineage: Eukaryota; Fungi; Ascomycota; Sordariomycetes; Hypocreales; Ophiocordycipitaceae.
AUGCACGCCUCCACGUUUCUCGCCCUCUUCCCCCUCUCCCUGGCCCUGGCGGCUCCUCAGAGGCGUUGGGUGCCGGCGCCGUUGAUCGUGCCUCGCAGCGCCGAGCUUGUCGAGAGCAAGUACAUCGUCAAGAUGUACAGCGACGCCAAGCGAAGCGCCGUCGCCAGUGCCGUCUCGAAAAUCCAGGCCGACGCCGACUUCACGUACAGCCGCGGCUUCAAGGGCUUCGCCGCCACUCUGCAGCCCGAGGAGCUCCGCAAGCUCCGGCUCAACCCCAGUGCAAGUCACCUCUCGAGCCCGCGUCUCUGCUCGACCACCAUCAACUCCAACACCCAGCAGGAGGACGCGACGUGGGGACUCUCGCGCAUCUCGAGCCAGCAGCCCGGUGGUACGACCUACAGCUACGACGAGAGCGCCGGUGAGGGCACCUGCGCCUACAUCAUCGACACCGGAGUCAACGCCAAGGACCCCGACUUUGAGGGCCGCGCCACGUUCCUGAAGAACUUUGUCGAAGACGACGACGACACCGACGGCAACGGCCACGGCACCCACGUCGCCGGCACGAUUGGCUCCAAGACUUGGGGCGUCGCCAAGAAGACCAAGAUCUUUGGUGUCAAGGUUCUCGACGCCUACGGCUCCGGCAGGACAUCCGGUGUCCUCGCCGGCAUGGACUUUGUCACCAAGGAUGCCGUCAACCAGACCUGCCCCAAGGGUGCCGUCGUCAACAUGUCCCUCGGCGGCUACAAGUCGAAGCUCGUCAACGACGCCGCCGCCGCCAUCACCAACGCCGGGCUCUUCCUCGCCGUCGCGGCCGGAAACGACGGAGCGGAUGCCGCCAACUACUCUCCCGCGUCGGAGCCCAGCGCCUGCACGGUCGGAGCGACGUCCAAGGAUGACAAGCUCGCCAAGUACUCCAACUGGGGCAAGGUCGUCGACGUUCUCGCCCCGGGCUCCAACAUUACCUCCCUCUGGAUCAACGGCAGGAGCAACAGGACCAUCUCGGGCACCUCGAUGGCUUCUCCUCACGUCGCCGGAAUCGCCGCCUACUUCAUGGGCAUGGGCCAGCCGAUCGCCGGCCUCUGCGACUACAUUGCCAAGAACGCGCUGUCGGGUGCCAUCUCCAACGUGCCCAACGGCACCGUCAACGCUCUCAUCAACAACGGCUUCAAAUUGGAGUAG